Messenger RNA from Closterium sp. Naga37s-1, 633 nucleotides. NCBI's taxonomy places the organism in Eukaryota, Viridiplantae, Streptophyta, Zygnematophyceae, Desmidiales, Closteriaceae. The record is from the annotation of a GenBank genome assembly.
AUGGACUUUAGUUCCGACUCCAAGGUACUUAAGAGGCUUAAGGUCCAGCACCCAGCGCUCGGUGACACCGCAGUGAACCUCUUUCAACCGGACCCCAACUGGACGCUGCUGCUGCCGCACGUGCACCUGGUGCUGCUGCAGUCUGCCACCCACUGGCCGAAUGCAGACAAAUGGCUCCGCCGCUUCUUCACCGACCGCAAGUGGCAGCUGCUGCCGCGCCAGCCUGACACCUUUGAGGCGUACUCGGGCGCAAUGAACGCGGUGAGGGAGAGGCUGAGCCGCAAGCCGUCGAGCAAAGGCGGUCGCUACGUGGCCUACUUUCUCUCGGCGCCUCCCCGCCUGGCAGGCUGCCAGAACACCGUCUCUCUCAGCCCCCCGGCGCAGGUGGCUUACCUUCGCUCCAAGAACGCACAGAGCAAGAUCUGGUUCCGCACGCAGAAGCAGCUUUUCGGGCGGCGGAACUCGCGGGUGCGACUCCUUGACAUCACGCACCCGUCGCUCGCGCGUGCCGACGCCAUGAUUGGGUCGCAGGGCAAGGCGAGCAGGGACUGCCUGCACCCGUGCCUGCCCGGGCUGCCUGACAACUGGGUUGACUUGUUUUACGCUGCCUGGAUGGCAGACAAAGGCUUCUGA